AUAUAAUAUAUAUAUAAUAUAUAUAUAUAUGUAAUGAGUAUUUUAUCAACAGAUAUUAUUUUGUUAGUUGCUAGAAAAAUAAAAUUGAUUUGACAUAUUCAAAACGAUGAUUUGAUGAUAUAUUUUUAGAUAUUUGAAUUAUUAACGGGAUAUUAUUAUACUAUAAUUUUUAUCAUUGAUUUUUAAUGAAAAAUUUUUUUAAUGAUUAUUACAUCUUGUUUGUAAAUAGAUUUUUUAAAAAAUGAUUUAAGCAAUACUGUGUAUUAAAAAUAUGUAGUAUGGUGCAACAUGUAGUAUGGUAUUAGUUGCAGAUUAUUGUAAUAAUUCAAUUUGUAUGUUUUUAAAUAUAAUCGUAAAAUAUUUGAUGUUGAAAGGCGAAAAUAUGAUAAUCGUUAAUUUAUGAUUAUUUAUUUUUAUUAAAAUUUCAUUAUAAUUAGAACAAUGCGAAAUUUUUUGGGUGAUAUUGUAAUUUGCAUAUUGCUACUACUUUCAGUGAGUCUUAUAUUUGGAGCUAGCGAAAUUAUUAAAUCUCUUAUGAAUAAUGGAGAAAAUUUUGUAAAAAUUUCCUCAUAUAAUUGGAUUAUUAAAUUAUGUAUAAAUUUAUUGAGUUAUACUACUGUAUUAUUGCCAGGUUGUCUCAUAUAUAAAUAUGUACGUUAUACCAAAUAUAUUCAAAGGGGAGGCAAAGGAUGUAUACCCAAGUUAGUACAUUCAUGUUUUGUGGGACAUUGUGAAACAGGACUAUUGGAUUCAUCUUAUUCAUCCACACCAUCAAAUCAUAGCCAACGUACUUUCACACAAGAUGCUUUGUUACUCUUGUAUUGUUUCUUAGGUUUACAAAUCAGUUAUUUAACAUGGGGUUACUUACAAGAGAAAAUAAUGACUCAGGAAUAUGAAGAUGUUGCUGGCAACAAAGAUCGCUUUCAAGAUUCACAGUUUUUAGUAUUUGUAAAUCGAAUUCUUGCAUUUCUAAUGUCGGGAUUAUAUUUAAUAAUUCGAAGACAACCACAGCAUAAAGCCCCUCUCUAUAAAUAUGCAUUUUGUUCUCUAUCAAAUAUUAUGAGCAGUUGGUGUCAAUAUGAAGCUUUAAAAUAUGUUAGUUUUCCAACACAGGUAUUGGCAAAAGCUUCAAAAAUAAUUCCUGUAAUGAUUAUGGGAAAAAUAGUUUCACAUACUACAUAUGAAUAUUAUGAAUAUGUUACAGCUAUACUCAUUUCCAUUGGAAUGACAUUAUUUAUGUUAGAUAGUUCAGAUUAUAAAAACGAUGGAGCUACUACUGUAUCCGGUAUUAUUCUCUUAGGAGGUUAUUUAUUACUAGAUAGUUUUACAAGUACCUGGCAAAGUGCAUUAUUUGUGGAGUAUGGUGCAACAAGUGUGCAAAUGAUGUGUAUGGUCAAUAUGUUUUCUUGUUUAUUAACUGCAAUGUCUUUAUUUCAACAAUCAAGUUUUCCACUUAUAUUUUCAUUUAUGACAAAGUAUCCUAGGUUUAUCGUGGAUUGCUCACUUAUAUCAAUUUUUUCUGCAAGUGGUCAAUUGUAUAUCUUUUAUACAAUAUCUAAAUUUGGUCCAGUAACAUUUGUGAUUAUGAUGACUAUACGACAAGGUUUGGCUAUUUUAUUAUCCUGUUUGGUAUAUCAUCAUCACGUAACAAUUAUCGGCAUUAUUGGAGUUUUACUAGUAUUUGGUUCGGUAUUUUUACGAAUAUAUUGUAACAAUCGACUACGUGCGAUCAGAAGACGUAGAGCUGCGGCAAAUAGUAUAAAAGAUUAAUUUUAACAAAAGAUUAAUUUAAAACAAAAAAAUAUAGGUACAAAUUUUAUGAAAUUUUUAAUACUUUUUUUUUUUAAACUCAUAUAUAUUCUGUUAAAUAUUUCUAAUUACAAAAAAAUUAUCAAUUAGUAUUAAAUGUUGAUAAUGAUUUUUUUUAUAUAACAUUAUACAUAUUUUAUAUUGGGAAAAAUGAUCAAUUGUUUUCAAUUGAUUGCAUCCAGUUUUAGAAUUCAUUAUUUAUUAAUGUACUUUUAGGUAGAUUACUUUAAAAAUAUACAUAUAUAAUAUAAAUAUAUAGAUGUUAAAAAUAAUAAGAUUUAAAAGUAUAUUAUUUAUUCAAGAAAUAUUUAUUUUAUUAUAGACGAAAAAUGUCAUUUUUAUAGAAAAAAAAAAAAAAAAGAAUCAAUAAAAAAAAAGAAAAUUGAUUAUACAUCUUUUUCAUAUGGCAUUAAUUUAUAAAAUAUCUAUACAUUUUGUUAUCAUUAGAGAAUAAAGUGAUAUUAAUAUGAAUAUUAAACAUACAUUUUUAUAAAUUAAAACGAUUAAAUUGAUUUUCACUUUUAUUAAUAUACAGAAAUAUACAAUGCGAUGUAAUUGAAUUCUUGAAUAUUAAUAUGAUUGUUCAUUCUUCUGGAGAUGAAGGUUUAUAGAUGGCUAUAAGACACGAAAUAGAAAUAAUUAAUUCAGAUGCUAAAAGUACCAAUUGUAUGCUGCAAAGAAUUACUUCUAAUUUGAGUACAUAAUUUUGCCAGAAUAAAAAAUAUAAUGUUGCUAAGGAGCUGGGUACUGUUAAAAUAACUCCAAUAAGAAUUGGUAAUCCAUGUUCCGUCAAAUUCCCUUUCCUUCCAAAGUAAAUUCUGGAUCCUUCUGUGAUUAUAAGGAGGAAUAAGAGUAUAAACUCUGUAAAUGUAGUACUUGUGCCAGAAGGUAGAUUCGCAGCUUUGAAGAAGCCCAUACCCAAUUCACAUAUAGCAAACAUACCAAAAUAAAAAGAGUUUAAAUACAUAAGAAUUUCAUAUGUUAAAGAUGAGCUAGCUAUUGUAGGCAUUUUAUUAACUUUUUAACAAUGUUUUAACAAUGUAAAAAUCUGUAUGCUUAUUAUUAGGUUUUACCUAAUAUUAUAUUAAUUCAUUAUAUUAUAUUAUAUUAAUUCAUUAAAUCUUUAUAAAUUAA
This is a messenger RNA of Apis cerana (Asiatic honeybee), 2943 nucleotides long. Its product is annotated as adenosine 3'-phospho 5'-phosphosulfate transporter 1. NCBI's taxonomy places the organism in Eukaryota, Metazoa, Arthropoda, Insecta, Hymenoptera, Apidae. Gene Ontology annotation, cellular component: endoplasmic reticulum membrane; Golgi membrane. The record is from RefSeq and is a predicted model, not a curated record. Gene Ontology annotation, biological process: transmembrane transport; 3'-phosphoadenosine 5'-phosphosulfate transport. Gene Ontology annotation, molecular function: 3'-phosphoadenosine 5'-phosphosulfate transmembrane transporter activity.